CUACUUCAUACUUACCUGCGCAACGCAGAUGGCUGGUGCUGUUAACAUUGCAGACUACCGACCUAUCGAGCUGGGUGACCGAUUAGGCGCAGUCUUCGCUCCAAUCCUUGGGUUCUCCGGGGUCACAGCAAUCCGAGAAGAGGGGCGCAAGGUGGUUCCUAAUGGCGCUCUUCCGGUCACCCUAUUCUGGGCAACGGCCAUAAUGACCCUGAUAGCAUUUGGGAUUACUCUUCUCCACCAUGCCCUUCAGUCCCGUAGGGCGCGGCAAGUCAGAUACUCGGCGGCGGUCGCUCUGGAAGUCGGAAACGUUGCGUCCUACGUAGCGGUGAUCAGCGCAGCCGUCGGUAUCUACUUGGUCCUGUCUCCCCUUGCGAGAGAACUAGCUUCCGACCACGCCAAGAAUGAGCAGGGUCUUGGAGUGGACAAUGCUCAGAGGGUCGGAAGGGUAGUUCGAGAAUUCCCAUAAUCCAUUCUGUCAUUCUCCCAACCCAAGCGAUUUAUUUGCCGUUUAGUCCGCAUUGAAAAGGACAAAAACACCUUUUUUGGAUUUUUUUUUUUUUUUUUCCUGGUAGUAGAGCUCGACGAUAGACCUAGUGGGGCGGUUCCAUAUCGAUGAAUACGAUCUAGUACACGGCCUG
Messenger RNA from Coprinopsis cinerea okayama7#130, 638 nucleotides. RefSeq lists its product as hypothetical. Bases 29 to 466 code for a protein of 145 amino acids. Lineage: Eukaryota; Fungi; Basidiomycota; Agaricomycetes; Agaricales; Psathyrellaceae. The transcript has 2 exons. The record is from RefSeq and is a predicted model, not a curated record.